AUGACCUGCCGUUCCGCCUCGCCCUUUCGUGUGUGUGUCUAUAUCUCCCCUUGAGGCACAACCAAUCUACGGGAAGGAUAAGGAGGCAUCCGGCCUUGCACCGUAGCUUCCGUCACCAUGUUUCGGCGUAGCCAUCCUGCGAGCAAGCUCACGAACACGGAGCUGAAGAAACUUGAGCAACUCUUCCUGAUGGUGGACAGCUGCACCCUAGACAUGCAGCGGGGCCAGAACACGUCUUCACAGCUGGCUGAUGCAAUAAACGGAUAUCCCAACGCAACGAUGGUGUACGAGGUGAUGAGGCGCAUCCGCAAGUGCUUCAAGUCCAGCAACACCCAGGUGGUCCUGAGGGCACUCGACCUGACUGAUACCCUCAUGCAGUCCUGCGGGUCGCACGCGAGGAGGGAGGUCUCCUCCGAUAAGUUUCUCAAAGUCAUCGGCAAGCUUUGCAAGGUUACGAAGACGAGACUCGACCCGUCGUGGCAGAUGGUGUCGGAGCGAGCGCAGGAGCUGGUUGCCGGUUGGGCCAGCGAGAGGAUGGUGGGAUCCGGCAGCCGGUUUACUCAACUGUACGAAAAUCUUAGACGAGACGGCGUGCCGUUCAGAGGCGGCAGCGGCAGCGGCAGCGGCAGCGGCAGGAACGGCGCUAUCGGGUCCGGGGCGAUGGGGCGGGGGUUCGGCGGCGGCGGCGGCGGUGGAGGAGGAGGAGGAGGAGGAAGAGGGGGGCGCUUUCGAUCGGCCGGGGGCAGCGUCCUGCGGCCGGGAGACGAGAGUUACGACGAGGAGGCCGACCUCGCGGCCGCAAUUUUUGCCAGCAGUAUCUCGGGCACCGUGGGAGGCGAUGGCGGCGGCGGCGGUGGCGGCACGGGAGGCCGGGCGGUCAACAGUGGCUUGCCGACGGCGGAGAACGGCGAGUUGCUAAGCAUGGUACCUCCCACGAUCGAGGCUCUCAUGGACAUCAUGGAGGGCAGCAAGGAUCUCACGGAGCUGCUUGGCAACGAGGUGGCCCCGGACGUGGUGGAUCAAACAAGAGAUUUGGUCCAGCAGGUCAUCAAGAAGGUUGAGGAUUUGGGCCAAAGCGGCAACCCGGAUGAGAAGGACCUGGACCGCUACUUAAAAGCGCACGACGACUUGCAGACGGUGCUACGCGUUUACGAAGGCGUUGUUGACGGCAGCGAGACCUUGCCCCUCUCCCGCAGGGGCGGCGGCGGUGGCACUAGAGGAACCGGCGAGGCGACGGCUGCCGCGGAGGCCGUGUUUGCCGCCACCGCCGCCGCCGCCAAAAGCAAUGGCACCGCCUACAGCGGCGACGACAAUGCGGUCGAGGACGGCGGGGCCGCAAAGAAUGGUGCGGCGGGGGCGGGGGCGGCGGCGGCCGCGGCUACGGCCAGCGGAGGCAGGAGUAGUCCCGCACGGGGAAACCUGUUGGACCUCGAGGAGAACACUCCGCUAGAUACGUCUAUGACCGGAGAAGGCGCCGGGGGGAUGAUGGUCGCGUACACCGAUGGGCAGUUCAUGGCCAGUACCUCGAACAGCGUCGGGGGCGUGAGCGGUGUUGGUGGCGUGGGCUUCGAUAGCUUGUCCGGCGCUGGACAGGGGAGCGCGACCGCCAGCAACUAUGCGAGCGCCAGCGACACCGGAGCGGUGUACGGCAGCAACCAGUUCGGGAGCAACAACAAUAGUAGUAGUAAUAACCUCGGGAGCAUCAACUUCGGCAGCGGCGGGGGUGGCGGAGACUUCUCGUCUGGCUUCGCCCCGAGGGACCCAUUCGCGGCGGCGUUCGGGGGAAGCGCGCCCAGCGCAGCGGCGCCGGAUGUCCCCCCGGGCGCGCCAGAUGAGCCCGCCCCGCGCCCGCUGCCGGCGUUUUUCCCCGGAGGCAUUCCCGGGAACCAGUCGUCGUCGAUCGUCUCGGUGACGUCAUCAAGCGCCACGAACCGGAACCAAGGCGUGCUGGGGGUCGCUCAGCAGCGGCAGUCCCUGUCCACGGACUUCGGGUCUUGGAUGUCGUCCAGGGGCGGGCCGGGCGGGCCGGGGGACCCUUUCGCACCGUCCCGUCCCUCCGCGGGGUUCGCGAACGGGCUCCUGGGAGGUCCCGGGCGCCACAAGCUGUACUCUCUCCACGAGUCGCCGUCUCUUGCUUCAAGCAACGGUGGCGGCGUCGGCAACUAUGGCAGCGUGAUGGCCCCCAGCCCGUCACUCUCUGGCAGCGUCGGCGGCGGCGCGGGCGGGGGAGGCGGGGCCUCCAACCCUUUCGAGAUGACCUCGGGGGUUGCUGCGCCCGCUGCGAGGGCCGAAACUUCGGAUCCGCUCUCGGCUGGAGCGAACGGCACCGGAGGCGGGGUUCUCGCUGUCGGGGCAGCAGGAGGGUUAAUUCCUCCACAGCAGCAGCAGCUGGGGAUGUUGCCUUCGUCGACGACGUUUGCUUCGGGGAGUAGCGGCACCAAUCGUAACCGGUCAUUCUCCGAGUACUCUGCUACCAGCAGCCAGGGCCCCCAGCAGCCGCAACAUCAGCAGCAGCAGACGUUGCAGCAGCCAUUCCCGUCCCCGGCGGGUCAGGCCGCUCUUCCGCCACAACAGCAACAACUUCGACAGCAAUCUCAACAACAACAGCAACAGCAAGGUUCGAUGUGGUGGCAGCCCCAGCCACAGGGACAGCCCCUCCAGGGGCAGGCCCAACAAGGCUCCCAGCAACAGCCGCCGCCGCCGCAGCAGCAGCAGCAGCAAGCUGCUGACCCGUUUGCGGGGGGCAUGGGACUGGUAGCCAGGGAUCCAUUCGCGCAGGCGCAAGCUCCAGCGGGUCAGGCCCCGAGAGUGAACAACCAGCUGGGGGGCGCGGCGGGCUCAGGUAGCUUCGACCCCGGCACAAGUCGAACACUGGCGGGCGGCGACUCGUCGGCGGCGUUCGGUCAGGCUUUAUUCGCGACAGGGACUGGCGGAGAGAGCAAGUACAAUCCGUUCGACGACCCCCCCGCUACUACGAUGUUUGGAGGAGCGCAACAGCCACCGCCGCAGCAGCAGCAGCAGCAGCCACUACAGCGGCCGCGACAGCAAGGACAACAGCAGUUCCCUCAACAGCAGCUGCCGGUGCAACAGCAGCAGCAGCAGCAGCAGCAGCAGCAGCAGUUGCAGCAAGUUCCGCAACCGCCGUUCCAGCAAGCCCCCCAGCUGCAGGGCUACGGAGAACUGCAGCAACAGCCCCAGCAACUGCCGCAACAGCAACCGAGCAACGGGACUACACAACACUUCGUAUAAAUAGUACCAUCAUGUCGAAGUAGAAAUGAUGGUGUUUUUAUGACGUUUUCAUCCAGCCUCUUGCAUACUUCGGACCUGUCGUAUGUCUGGGGCCUAAGAGUCGCAGGGAAAGUUCCCAGAACGUGGUAAGGUCGUUUUGGAAUAUGUUCUGUGAUACGCCUCUCUGCUGAAGGCGGUUAAAUAGUCCUUUGGGGGACCGGGGUUGCUCAUACCCUUUCUCCCACCUCCAUGGUCGGGUCUCCUAGUUAGUUUAUUUUAGUGUUUUGUGGAAAGGCGUUCGACUUUGAUGUUGUCGACACUUUUUUCUGUCCGCGUGUGCGUUCAUGGGCCGAUGAUGGCGAUUGUGAGUCCGGAGCGGGGUAGCUCGUCAAAGGCAUGGUUACACCUUUGUGUUCAUGCUUCAUGUUGCCGGGAAGGACUGUUGUUUCUCCGUUCAUCUGGGUGUCUUUACGGUCGCGCGUGAAUCAUGCCUGCACGCACACGGGUAGAAGAGACGGAAGGAUAUUCCUUCCCCGUUCUUGCUGUAGUGCCCUUGUGUGUUUUGGACGAAGUAGUCAUGCGGCCAAAAAUCCGUCUUUUCAUGACGUCUGUACAUACGUACAGUAGCCACCAGACCAGGGUCAAGAAAAUCUCACGCACCAGCAGAAGAAAAUGAAAGCUAUUUUGCCAUACCAUAUCCCAGGCUGCACGCACACUCGUGUGCAUUUAGGCGUCGGAAAGCUUACCUCGGGCGGAUAGGAGGGGUGUUGGCUGCUUUCCGGACAGUUUGUGGGUUUUAAAUGUAGGUUCUCUUCGGUAAAUAUUGCUGUAGGUGACACGAGUAUUUGCUGUCGCAGCACCCGGGGUGUAACCUUGCGUUCCCUGGUCCGAGUUGCUCGAGACAGCAUGGGGUUUGACUGCAUGCCGGGAAGGCCGGUUUUGGAAGAGAAAGAAGCUCGACCGACAAACCAGGAUGUACAUCAUCUGGGGUCCAAGUUGUCAUUUUUCCUUGGUUCGAUGGAUGUCCCGAGUGUUGGAGCAGUCAGGGAUGGACAGGGGGUGAAAUCAACGCAUUAGGAGCCUCGCGUUCUCUUAUCGGCCCAACCGCUCCGAUGCUUCCAGAGCCUGUCCAGUCGCAAGGGAGGAGCGUGAUUGGCUUCCGAGUAGAGGCUGGUCUCGGAGGGGGGGUACUUUCCCGAAGUGUACAUUUAACGUGCGGUUAGAGGAUGAUGGUGUCGCAAGCGCGACACCGAGGCCGGGUUGGUGUGUACCCUGAAAAAUGAAAAGAGGGUUGGUUUGUUUGUUGUGGCGUCUCUUGUAUGUCGUGUUGGGUACUCUUUUGUAUUUGUGGUUGGUUUGCCCUUGGUGAGCCGUGGAUGAAGCCACGCGGACAUGACGAAAACGUACACGGCCUGCCUUUGUUGUCUGGACUACGAGGUAUUUCUAUUCAUUGCCUAUGUUUUUUCAUUUUCUAGGCUGUUGUGUUGGAGGUUGGACGUAGGACAAAGAAGGGGGGGGUAAGGAGCGCAUGAGUCCGGGCGGAGCACAUAAAUUUUAGCGCUGGCCGAGUCGUUGGUUUCUGCCAUGAUGCAGCGAUUUGAUUAUGCCUCGCGUGCAAGAACAAGACGGGGGCGUGUUUCGUGUUAUUUGUAACCGAUCCAGCCUACUGUGAGUUGUAGCGUGUCACGUCCAAACCAACGGCUCUUGUACAGCAGUCAAGUCGAGAGAUGAGCGAAAUCAAGAAGUGCACCAAAUACGGAGGAAGCAGACCACCAGU
This is a messenger RNA of Ectocarpus sp. CCAP 1310/34, 5005 nucleotides long. The record is from the annotation of a GenBank genome assembly. Lineage: Eukaryota; Phaeophyceae; Ectocarpales; Ectocarpaceae.